UUUUUUUUUCCCCUCCUCUCCUCUCCUCUCCGUGUUGUGCCGGGGACUUGUGAAUGGCAGCCAAUGGGAGGGUUGAGUCCCCUCAGCCUCUCUGACAUCCACACAGCGAGAAGUGAUGCAGCGCGACUGAGACGCGCAGUUGAGGUGGAACAACGGGCAACAAAAGCUGCAGUGAACGGAUACACUUGGAUCAACGACGGAGCAACACCAACAAAAUAUAAUAUAUAGAGAGAAGAGAAAGAAUUCCAAAUAAACCUGCCUGGGAAAUUUUCCUCUCCUAGAAUAAAACUUCAUUAUCAGGUGGUGGUUGCCACCCUAUGUGAGACCGAGGAACCUUCUCCUGCUUCAGUAGAUUACAGCAUGAGGACUGAUCCGAUACUCUGACCAAAGAUCACUGGACUCUGGAUUGGACCACUGAGGGCGGAGAAGACAGAAGGCAUGAAUAGAAGGAAAGUUUGCGUUUUGCUAGUGCUGUGGGUCAUGGCCCACCUCAGCUCUCCAGGGUACGGACUCAGGGCCCUGCGAAGGACUACAGGGGGGCGGAGGGGGUCCACGGGGCUGACGGGACAGGACGCCAACGGAGUGCCGCUCAGGCGUUCCAAACGAGGAUGGAUGUGGAACCAGUUCUUUUUGUUGGAGGAGUACACCGGGACAGACAUGCAGUAUGUCGGAAAGCUUCAUUCAGAUUCAGAUCGAGGAGAUGGAAGCGUGAGGUACGUUCUCAACGGGGAAGGAGCCGGGACCCUGUUCAAGAUCGACGAGAAGUCAGGGGACAUUCACGCCACCAAAAGGCUGGACAGGGAGGAGAAGGCCUUUUACAUCCUCCACGCCAAAGCCGUCAACCGCUUCACCAACGAGGCGCUGGAGGGCGAGUCUGAGUUCAUCAUCAAGAUUCACGACAUCAAUGACAAUGAGCCACGUUUUACCAAGAACCCGUACUUCGCUCGAGUCCCCGAGAUGUCAGACAUUGGAACCUCAGUGAUUCAGGUGACAGCCACCGACGCAGAUGAUGCCACGUACGGAAACAGCGCUAAAGUGGUGUACAGCAUCCUGGAGGGUCAGCCCUACUUCUCUGUGGACCCGGAGACAGGCCUGAUAAAGACAGCCCUGCCUGGUAUGGACAGAGAAGUCAAAGAGAACUACCAGGUUGUCAUCCAGGCUAAAGACAUGGCUGGACAGAUGGGCGGGCUCUCGGGAACCACAACGGUCAGCAUCACCCUCUCGGACGUGAACGACAACCCGCCACGCUUCGCCAAGACUAUGUAUGAGUUCAGAGUGCCUGAGUCCACUGAAGUGGGGUCUGGGGUGGGAGUGAUCCGAGCGAUAGACGCUGACAUCGGUGAAAACGCAGAGAUGGACUACAGGAUCAUCGGCAGCGACGGACCAGGCAUGUUUGAUAUAGUCACCAACAGGAGUUCGCAGGACGGCAUCAUCAAGCUGAGGAAGCCUCUGGACUUUGAGAGGAAGCGGCAGUACAGUCUCCGUGUCCAGGUGGAAAACGCUCAUAUCAACUCCCGCUUCCUGUCCGUGGGCCCCUUCACGGACGAGGCCACCAUCAAGAUCGUCGUGGAGGACGUGGACGAGCCGCCGGUGUUCGAGCGAGCCAGCUACGUGAUGGAGGUCAAGGAGGAUGCAGCUAAAAACACCGUCAUCGGCUCCGUCAGCGCGUCCGAUCCUGACGACAAACGCAGCCCUGUCAGGUACUCUAUUGAUCGUCGCACAGACAUGGACAGAGUGUUCGGCAUCCAUGCAGGCAACGGGUCAGUGUUCAUCCUCAGGGAGUUGGACAGAGAAGAGAACGCCUGGCACAACAUCUCCGUCAUCGCCACAGACAUGUACAACCCGAGGCAGACCAGCCGCGUGCCUGUUUACAUCCGAGUGCUGGACAUCAACGACAACGCUCCAACAUUUGCCACCAAUUACGAGACGUUCGUGUGCGAGAACGCCAAGGCUAAUCAGAGGAUACAAACCAUCAGUGCCACUGAUCCCGAUGAGCCACUUGGAGGACACCGGUUCUUUUUCAGCCUUGCACAAGAGGCUGCUGGGAAGGCUAACUUCUCGGUCCGUGAUAACAAAGAUAACACGGCCUGGAUCCUGACACGGAGAAACAGCUACAACAGUCUACAGAAGAGCGUUUAUCACGUACCUGUGGUCAUUUCUGACGGCGAGUACCCAAUGCAAAGCAGCACCAACACGUUGACCAUCAGGGUUUGCACCUGCGACCGCGAGGGCAACAUGAAGCUCUGCAACGCCGAGGCGCUGACAGCGAGGGCGGGGCUUAGCACGGGAGCCCUGGUGGCCAUCUUGCUUUGUGUCAUCAUUCUUCUCAUGAUCGUGGUGCUGUUUGCUGCCCUGAGGAGACAGAGGAAGAAGGAGCCUCUGAUCAUCUCCAAAGAGGAUGUCAGAGACAACGUUGUCAGCUACAACGACGAAGGGGGCGGGGAGGAGGACACUCAGGCCUUUGAUAUCGGUACGCUGCGUAACCCAGAGGCCAUCGAGGAGAGCAAGCAGCGGAGGGACAUCGUCCCCGAGGCCUUCUACCCUCCGGUGCGACGGCCUGUGCUGCCCCCGGCCCGGGACAAUAACGGGGACGUGAGGGACUUCAUCACCCAGAGGCUCCAGGACAACGACAGCGACCCCACGGCCCCGCCUUACGACUCCCUGGCCACCUACGCCUACGAGGGCAACGGCUCGGUGGCCGAGUCCCUCAGCUCGUUAGAGUCGGUGACCACCGAGGGCGACCAGGACUACAACUACCUGAGCGAAUGGGGGCCCCGCUUUAAGAAACUGGCAGACAUGUAUGGGGGAGACGACAGCGACAGGGAUUCCUAACGAGAGCCUGGCACACAGACUUUCGGGCGAUUCUGGUGCAUGUGUGGCGACAAGGACCAAGAAACGGGCACCGUUUGUCCAAGUGCUCUUUCACCGCCAUCAAUCACCAUUCAGUUGUCCCCCUGGUGAGCAGACGUAGGCUUUGUGUGUCCAGUCAGUGUUAGUUGCGUUUUUUGCGAGGACACAGUGAAAAGAGACUUGUGUUAAGCCCUUUUUUUUGUGUAUACGGGGUGUUAAUGAAGCCCAAAUAUAUCUAUACUGAUCUUCUUUUGUUUGUUUUUCCAAAGCUGCCUGUGACGGACACGUUCAGCGACAAGCAGUUUUGUAAACCAACAGAUAUGCCUAUGUAUUUUUCAGUGUUUCGGAGACAAAAAACAUGCUGCAUAUUGUGAGUUCUAUCUUAGCUUGUGUAUGUACGGUAAUAUGAUACAAUACGCUGUACAGUUGUUUUUUUUUUUUUUUUUAGGGAUUUCUAUUGUCGAAAUCACCCCUUUCUUUCAGCAUCGGCUGCCUCACAUUAGCCAUUUCUCCACAGUUGUUCUUGUGCCAUUAGUGCCAGAAAAUUUAGGCAUUGCCAUCUCUAAUGAGAAAAUAAGAAAUCCUGUUCCACAUAAAAGGUACAUCAGACUUUUGUGGCACGUUAAUGUUGACAAGUGGCUAAUGUUCUUUAAAGAUUAAGUCAAGCUGUGGUAAAUGAUUGUGGAUUCACAGCCACGACAAACA
Sphaeramia orbicularis (orbiculate cardinalfish) is the source of this 3555-nucleotide messenger RNA. RefSeq names its product cadherin-6-like. The transcript has 13 exons. Gene Ontology annotation, molecular function: beta-catenin binding; cadherin binding; calcium ion binding. Gene Ontology annotation, biological process: cell morphogenesis; multicellular organism development; adherens junction organization. NCBI's taxonomy places the organism in Eukaryota, Metazoa, Chordata, Actinopteri, Kurtiformes, Apogonidae. The record is from RefSeq and is a predicted model, not a curated record. Gene Ontology annotation, cellular component: catenin complex; adherens junction; plasma membrane. The coding region runs from base 439 to 2832 and encodes 797 amino acids.